AUGGAUACCAGCGAUCAUUUACAGACGGAUAAAGAAAGACAACGGAAAGCCAAACAAAGAUCUCGCACGGGAUGCAAAACUUGUCGCUCUCGAAAGGUCAAAUGUGACGAGUACCCCGGCGGUUGCAAAAAUUGUGAACGUCUGGAUCUUAUAUGUCCCAACUCCAACCCAUAUCUGGAUACAUCAAGAGCAGGAUCUGCCAGUGAUGAUGGCAACAACCUGGCGCCCACCUCGCGGACGCAAACAGGCAUAAGGAGGUCACGAACCUAUCGAUCCUGCGGGGCAUGUCGAGGGUCAAAGAGCCGCUGCUCCGGAGACCGGCCAAUAUGCGAACGUUGCCGCCAGCGUGGUAUGGAGUGCGUCUACGAGGGCAAGCAAGUGCCGGACUGGGUCGAAUUAUCGUCAAAGAUCAGGUCCAGGAAAAGGAGCGGUAGCUGUUCGCCUUCUGGAGGCAAUAGCCCACCCAGAUCACGCCAGAUCAGCCCUUCUCGUGUAGCGACGAAUAUUACCGAUUAUGAUGUUUCCGAUUUGAUAUCAUCGUCUAGCCAGGAGGAGAGCUUUAAUUUGGACUUGACAUGGCUGCUCGCUAUCAACUUGCCUGAUCGAAAGGCUCGCCUCAUAGCGCUGCUCGACGAAUACUUUGCCAACGUUCACAGCCUACGUUGUUUCGGUUUCGUUCACAGAGCGACUCUGGUGCAGCAGCUGGAUAGCAGACUUCAGCGCGGACUAUUGGAAGAUGUACUGUUACUUGCACUUUGUGCGCUUGGAGCCAAAUUCUUUGCUCUCAGACACGCCGGCGAUUCCAUGCUAGAGGCAGGGUUUGCUCUAAAAUCUGGCAGCCAAUGGGCCAAAAAGGCACAGACGCUACUGUUAGCCGAUCUUAACAUUGUUUCUGUCGAAAAAGGAAUGUCGGCGGUGUUGCUCUACGAGCACGAGAUCAGAGUCGGCAACUAUGCCUCUGCAUUGGUGCUAAGCGGUCUUGCUGUUCGAAUCUGCCAGUCCCUGGGUCUCAACUCGGAAAUGUCAAACGACUUGUCUUGUGAAUCUCCAAAAAUGUGUCCCUCGAUGCGAGAGUCCCGAAGGCGGCUCGCCUGGAGCGCUUGGGCUGUAGACGCCUUCUCAUUCGGAGAGGGUGACGGGAGUUCGCUUAUAGCUGACAGUGAAGUUCAGCUGCAGCUUCCGUGCAACGAGAGAAACUUUUAUCUGCAGAAACCGAGUAUCACUGAGGUCUUGCAGCCGUGGAAGAUACUUCCAUUUGCACCCCAAGGAGCUCAAGCUGAAGUUCCUGACCUGCCGGCGCAGUUCAUACGGCUCACGUACCUCCGCAAGCAGGUAUUAAAACACGUUCGACGACAGGAGCUAGCCCAAGAGACUGGCAUAUCACAGCACGGAGUUGAGACGGUGCUCGCGGCUCUGCAAACCUGGCACGAUAAUCUCCCGGUGACUCUCCAGUUCACCGAGACAGCACUCCGUAUGCGUAAGAAGACGAUGCAACUGGGAGGUUUGAUAUCCCUUCACGUGCUGUACCAUCGCACUGCCAGUGAGCUCUGCCGUGUCGAUGCAAUACCGGGAGAUCCAAUGCCCCGCGACAGGGAUACCAUACAGAGACUUGGAGCCCUGUGCGUGAAGCACGCCUCUGCGAUACCGCUGAUUCUCGAAGAGGCUUUACAUCAUGGCUACGAGGCCAUCGCGGACCCGUGCCUCGUAUCGGCAGCCCACGACUCCUCGCUAGUUCUGGCGCAUUACAACCAGGAGCAGGCUAGCUUCCCUAGCGGAGCUAUACACUUUGAGCGACCUCCCAGAGAACUGGUGCAGCUGAAUCUCAAGGCGCUGAAGGUUAUGAGGCUUUUGCACACCCCAGCGGCGGAACUUCAUUCUUCGGUUCAAGAGUUGAUGACUGACGCAAACCCCUCCAUGCUUGCCGCGACAAUGGGCACAAUAUCUGGCUCCUCGGGUAUGGGCGUCUCGGCACCCAUGAUGGGUUUCACAUCGCCUCCUUCGGGAUUGUCUUUGUCAACAUACACCGUACCGCCAACGACCAGGGGCGGUUUAUCUGCUGCCCCUCCAACAUACGACACACUGGCGCAGAGUACAACUGGAGAGGCGAACCGGUACUCAAGCUCUCAGAGCUCCUUGAACGCUAGUGUUUAUGGUCCACUUCCCGGUGAACAGAUGAGUGGCCACUUCCAGGGUCCUUCGCAGCAAAUCGGCGUGAACAGCAGUCGAGCUCCAGACAUGUUUGCCGCAACAGCGGGAGGAUUUAACUACCUGGGCUCUUUUUAUCCAGUCAUGUGCGAUGACACAAUGUCCAGUCAAGGCGCAAGCUUAUGAAGCAGGUAGAAAAUAUUACAAUGACGGGUUAGUUGUUGUUGUUGUUGUUGUUGUGGGUUGAUAGGGGUCGUGGAGAGCAAAGAUGCUG
This is a messenger RNA of Pyricularia grisea, 2419 nucleotides long. RefSeq lists its product as uncharacterized. The transcript has 7 exons. Gene Ontology annotation, molecular function: DNA-binding transcription factor activity, RNA polymerase II-specific; zinc ion binding; DNA binding. Gene Ontology annotation, biological process: DNA-templated transcription; regulation of DNA-templated transcription. Gene Ontology annotation, cellular component: nucleus. The record is from RefSeq and is a predicted model, not a curated record. Lineage: Eukaryota; Fungi; Ascomycota; Sordariomycetes; Magnaporthales; Pyriculariaceae. Bases 1 to 2331 code for a protein of 776 amino acids.